Pseudonaja textilis is the source of this 773-nucleotide messenger RNA. The record is from RefSeq and is a predicted model, not a curated record. Lineage: Eukaryota; Metazoa; Chordata; Lepidosauria; Squamata; Elapidae.
GGUCUUCUCUCGGCUUUAAGGCUGAUGCCAAAAUGGCUGGAGCCAGCCUCGGGUCCAGAAAUAACAUCCCCGAUUAUGAGACGGUGGAUCUGAACACUCGGGCGUUCCACGUGGGCGCUUUCGGGGCCCUUUGGAAGGAGUCGCUCCGCCAGGAAGACGUGUCUCUCCAGCAGGAAGAACCUGCGGACGACGAGGCGGCGGUGAUGGAGGAUUUUCUCUGCACGCCGGAGAUCGCGGCAGAGCUGAAAGCUGUGUGCAGCAUUUCUGCACUGAAGAGCUCUGAUAAAGAAGAUACAGAAGUGAUACCCGAAGAUACCAACUUAAUAACUCUUAAAAUUCGGCAGAAAGCUCUGGAGAGACGAGAAGAAACCAUCCUUGUUGAUCGUGCAUGUAGACAAGAAACAUUUAUUCAUGAGAUGGAAUCUCAUGCAAUUGGAAAAAGGCCCGAAGAUCCUGGGAAUAUGAUUGACGAAGCCGAACUUGUGUUAACCCUCAACAUUUUUUAUCCGGUUAUAUUUCAAAAGCAUAAGCUUCGGAAGCCGUAUCAGACGCUGUUGGUUCUAGGGAGUCAAAAACUUACCGAGCUUCGAGAUUGCAUUUCUUGUGUUAGUGACCUUCAGAUUGGUGGGGAGUUCAGCAAUAAUCCUGCUCAGGCCCCAGAAAAUAUCAGCAAGGAUCUCUACAAGUCUGCCUUCUUUUACUUUGAAGGUGUUUUUUAUAAUGAUAGCAGGUAUGCAGAAUGCAGAGAUCUGAGCAGGUAAAUUACUGACUGG